GACCUGCCUACCGUACCUAACUUAACCUUUUUUCCUCGCACCCAUUAAACAAUUGACAAGACACGCAUACAUUCAACAAUUGUCCUAACCGCAGAUUAGGUUUUAAACCACUACUGCCUUACGUGUCUCUCGUCAUAAGUUGAAAUCUGUCCUCCAACCUCGUCCAAUUUUUUUUUUUUUUUAAACCUUUCCCAUGUUUACCCAACACCGCAGCAAAACUUGACCUUGAAGCGGUUUACCACCUUCGCACCUUGAAUUACGACUCUUUUCAUACAAUUCAAUCAUCUGCUUUAUAUGACCUUCUACUCCUUACAAUUUACCCUUUCAAGGAUUGAAGCUCUUACCUUACAAUCUACAUUAUCUUUCUACUCUACAACUCUACAAAAAAAACAGUUAUUACCGGUUUCUAUUCUUGGCCUGAUUAGUUCAGAAUGGCCGCAACCGAAUCCAUCCAGUCGUCAGCUUUGGCGGCUAUUUCCACCAAGACCACCCGAUCGUCUCCUCCUGCUCAGUCCAAACGCGACAAGAGGCGACAGACCGUUAAUGACCGUCUAGCUGUCUUGGCUGAUAAGUUCAGUCGUGACAAAGACAAACACUACCGGGACGAACUUCAUAAAAUCCAGAUCGACGUCAACCUCGUUGGCCGAGUUGAUCCCUACGCUGACCGACCUUUGGACGCAAUUGAUCGCGAGUACCGAGAAAUACAGCAAGCUACGAAUGCCCAACACGCUGCAAAUUCUACCAGUAAUGGUAGCCCUAAGCGAAGUCUGCUCGAAAUGGCGGGCCCUACAUUUUCCGAAUGGGUUCACCAGAUAGAAGAUCUUGUUGAACACCGCGAUUAUGAAAUAACUAGCCACAAGAUGGAAUACGAAAGAAAGCUUCGUGAACAUCAGAGGACUCACGCCUACAGAGUCGAAUUAGCCAGGCGUGAACAUAAGACUCUCUCGAACACUCUUAGAGAUCGGUUGAUCAAUCUAAUCACCUCUAAGAAGUACCGAUUGGGCAAAGAAAAGGAAGCCCUAGAUAUUGCCGACGGUUCUGCUCUUCUUCUACACCCGAACCAAUACAGCCUCACCAACCCCGCAAGCCCUGGCGGAACCCACGGAAAGCGAAAUACCCGACUCCGGAGAGAGAUGGAGGAGCUCCCCGGUUACUCAGAUAGCAAAAAAAGAAAGCGAAACGGUGGUGAUGAUGAGGGUUCGCCAGCUCCCAAGAGAGGAGCCCUGGACAGUUCCAAUACUACGCCUUUCUGGUCGAGUGAGAGGGUCAGAAACCUACGCAAGGAGACAGGUCCAAUCUACAGCAUUGAUAAGCUUUUCACCGACAAAGAAUUGGCUAUGACCUAUAAUGCUGCUGCCCUAGCAGCCCACAAGUAUCUCCUGAUACGCCGAGACACGAAUGGCAAUAUCGUUACUCCCGACGAGAGUGUCGCAGACGGUAAUGACAACGACGACGAACCUGCUGCAGUGGCUAUGGAACGGCAGCCCUCUCAUACCACACGAAGUACUCGAGGUGGGCAAGGCCAACCCCAGAAUCUUUACGAUGAACAAGUUGGAAUAGAAGCCUUGGCCAAUUUCGAUAUCCCAGGAAAUCUCGAUAAGGUGUCUGGCUCAGAGCCUAAACUUCCUCCUCUUACUCAUUCACAGUACUCGAAGGCUUAUAGAAGAGACGAGUCGAAUACACCUCCUACCUUGAACGAAAGCGACCGAGAUAGAGAUCUUGCGGUGAUGAAGCUGUUCAAGUCAUAUCAGAUCAAGCACGGUGUUGGCGCCAACCUUGAUGUUGAUAACGGUGGUCGGAAAUUACUUGAGUCUAUGACUGCGCCGUUGCAAAGUAGCAAGUACGUACCAUAUACUCAAACCCGGAGGACUUUCACGGAUGAAAUGUCCGAAUCGUUGGGCAUCCGGGACAGCGUUAUGAGAGGCGAGGCCACAGGCGCCGAGCAGGAGAACGGCGGGAGUGCUAGAGAUUUUCCAGCCGUGGGAAAGGAUUCCGCAUCGGGGAUUCCGAUGAGCAGACAGAGUAGCCUGGGAGGUGUUGCAAUGAGUCGAUCGGGAAGUGCACGAGGCAAGCGGAAGGCCUAAGGGCAGGAGUUCCUUUUGAUUUCUCCUCUGGAUUCAUUUUCGUUUUAUCAUGUAUCAUGGCAGAGAUCAUACGGCUCAGCGUUAUCAUGUGAGGUGGAUACCCGUAAAAAUUAGGGUGGUUUUUUUUUUUUAUUUUUAUUUUUUUUCGUCAUUCAGGCUAGAUAAAUCCUGGAGUCCUACGGGAGAAGCGGCGCACAUGCAUAGGAUAUAUGUCAACUAGA
Daldinia caldariorum is the source of this 2305-nucleotide messenger RNA. Its product is annotated as Sds3-like-domain-containing protein. The coding region runs from base 432 to 2084 and encodes 550 amino acids. Gene Ontology annotation, biological process: negative regulation of transcription by RNA polymerase II. Gene Ontology annotation, molecular function: histone deacetylase binding. The record is from RefSeq and is a predicted model, not a curated record. Lineage: Eukaryota; Fungi; Ascomycota; Sordariomycetes; Xylariales; Hypoxylaceae. The transcript is spliced from 2 exons. Gene Ontology annotation, cellular component: Sin3-type complex.